This is a messenger RNA of Euleptes europaea (tarantolino), 2188 nucleotides long. RefSeq names its product kelch repeat and BTB domain containing 11 (gene KBTBD11). Bases 179 to 2173 code for a protein of 664 amino acids. The record is from RefSeq and is a predicted model, not a curated record. Gene Ontology annotation, molecular function: protein binding. NCBI's taxonomy places the organism in Eukaryota, Metazoa, Chordata, Lepidosauria, Squamata, Sphaerodactylidae. The transcript has 2 exons.
AAAACCGACUUGAUGGGGGAUUGCUUUUCAAAAUAUUCUGAAAAUGUACAGUACUGCAGUUCAUUUAUUCCACUGAAAUAACCAUAGAAAUAAAUUUUGGAAUGACUAUAGCUGAGACUCUCUGACCUUCACAAAAAGGGACUUUUCCCAAGCACUUUGCGUGGAAGGAGUACAAAAGAUGCCAUCUAUCACCAGAACUUCAGGUGAGAACGGGAAUGCCAACGAGGCGAAGAAGCGCUGCGCGGAGCCGGAGCCGCCGCUAGCCUCGCCGGGGAAAGGCGCGGAGGGGAGCGGCGUCGAGCCUCCCGCCGCCAUGGAAGGGCGCCCCGCCGAGGAGGAGGGGGAGGAGAACGGGGGCGGCGCGGGGGAGACGAGCGCCCCGCAGCGCCCCUCGCCGGCGCCUUGCGGCCCCAGCCCCUCGCCGGCCUUCAGCUCGCCCGCCGGCGCGGACAAAGGGCCGGAGUCCGACGCCGCCGACGCCUCCUCGUCCUCGUCCUCGGGCAGCGGCCGCGUGGUGCAGAGCCAGUGGGAGCUCAACGACGCCGCCUCCGAGUCGGAGGAGGAGGAGGAGAGCAGCGGCGGCAGCAGCAGCAGCAGCAGCAGCCAGGCGGCCCCGCCGGGCGCCGGCAGCCCCCCGCCGCCGCCGCCGGGCCCGUGCGCCGCGCAGGUGUCGGAGGAGCCGGACCUGGUGAUCGAGGCGUGCGGGCGGCGGCUGCGGGCCCACAAGGCGGUGCUGGCGGCGCAGAGCGACUUCUUCCGCGCGCGGGCCUCGCGGGACGUGCUGCGCGUGAAGGGGGUGAGCCACGGGGCGCUGCGCCUGCUGCUGGAGUUCGCGUACACGGCGCGCAUGGGCCGCCUGCGCCCCGACCAGCUGGCCGAGGUGGUGAGCGGCGCGCGCGUGCUGCAGAUGCCCGCCGCCCUGCACUGCGCCGCCGAGGCCGCGCGCGCCCAGCUGCGCCUCGACAACUGCCUGCCGCUGCUGGCGCUGGCCAAGGCGCAGCGGCUGCCCGAGCUGCGCGAGGCCGCCUACCGCUUCAUGAGCGACCGCUACCUGCAGGUGCUGCGCGAGCCCGCCGUCUACGGCCGCCUGAGCGGCGCCGAGCGGGACCUGAUCCUGCGGCGCCGCCUCGACGCCGGCCGGCCCUGCCUGCUGGCCGCCCAGGUGAGCGACGCCUUCGAGCGGCCCGGCGCGGGGAGCCGCCCGCAGAGCCGCGAGAGCAGCCGCCCGCAGAGCCCCUCCUCGUCCUCCGGGGCGUCGCUGGACGAGGGCGCCUGCCUGCUGUACAGCUACCAGGCGGCGGCCAAGGAGUGGCGGGUGCUGAGCCGCCUGCCCGAGGAGGCCAGCGCCAAGGGCUGCGCCAUGUGCGUCCUCUACAACUACCUGUUCCUGGCCGGGGGGCUCUGCGCGGCGCCCGGCGAGCAGCGGGCCCGCCUCUCGGCCAAGGUCUUCUGCUACAACCCCGCCACCGACACCUGGAGCCAGGUGAAGCCCAUGGGGCAGCCUCGCUCCCAGCUCAAGCUCCUGGCCCUGGACGGCUGCCUCUACGCCGUGGGGGGCGAGUGCCUCUUCACGGUGGAGAAGUACGACCCCCGGGCCGAUCGGUGGACCCCGGUGGCCCCCUUGCCCAAGGGCGCGUUUGCCGUGGCGCACGAGGCCACCACCUGCAGCGGGGAGAUCUACGUGUCGGGCGGGUCCCUCUUCUACCGCUUGCUGAAGUAUGACCCCAAGCGGGACGAAUGGCAGGAGUGCCCUUACAACAGCAGCCGCCGGCGCUCGGCCGACAUGGUGGCCUACAAAAACUUCAUCUACCGCUUCGAUGUCAGCGGCAGCCGUGGGGAGCAGGGGCAGGCUGGGGGGGUGGAAGUCUUCCGCUACAACACGGUGGCCAAGUGCUGGAGCCAGUGCGCGUCCUUGCGCCCCGGCGGCAGCCCGGUCCAGCCCUUUCGCUGCGCUGCCUUGGGCACCACCAUCUUCUGCGUCAACCGGACUGGCAUGCUGUGCUUCAACCUUUCCCAGAAUGGGGAGGUGGAAGCCGACGGUGGAUUGAAAGGCACCUUUGACACGGAACUGCUCAAGGCCCCGUUGGAUGCUAAAGGGGUCCUCCUCCCAUUUGUCCUUACCCUGCCAGAGAGAGAGAAAACAGUGGAAUCAGAGAGCCUGCUGGCAUUGUGAGAGGCGGCCCUUCCA